GGAAGAGAGACAGAUAGAUAGAAAAAAGCUUCCUGCUGUUGUCAUGACGAUAUCCUCUUCCCUUUGUUUGGUGAGAUAUUUUAAUAACUAAUUAUUAGACAGAUGUUGAUGCCUCUGGAUGUUCCAUCAUCUAACUUGAUGAAUCUACAGGGAGUCGACAUAAUACUGCAUACACCUCACAGACCUUUUUAUUGAGGCUGUGGUUUUGCAGCUUGUAAUCUGUAUGAACCACGUAGCCCUCAGUCUGCUGUGACGGCUUCAGACCAUGUUCCUCUUUGCUCAAGCUUUUUGUUCUGCGUCCGUGAGCCGUCAAACAUUGUGACACGGCUUUCCUUCAUGUUUUCCACUGGUGUUCCACUAGAGCACCAACUUGACGGCUCUGCCUCUUCAUAACUUUAUGAACGAUGAAAACUUGCCGCAAAUCACCUGUCACACUUCUGAAGGUGAUUGUCAUUGCAUUACUCACAGCUCUUGAAGCACAAGCAAGAGACGUCUGGCCUGUCGUGACGGGAUACGUCGGGCACGAUGUCACCCUGCCAUGCCAAUUCAUCCCGGGACCAAAGGUCAACAUUACUCAGGUUCAGUGGGAGCUCGGAGCUCCAGAAGGAAUUAAAAUCAAAGUUCUUGUUUUUAGUAGUACAUUUGGAGUUAAUAUUUCAGAAUCGUUUCUAAAGCGCAGAGUGGCGCUUGAAGAACAAUCUUUGAUAAUUCGAAAUGUGGAAAUGGGAGAUGCAGGGUCUUACACCUGCAGCGUCGCAGCCUUUCCCAGUGGUUCAUUUCAAGGAAACACCAACCUUCUUGUUCAAGAACAGAUGCCAUUAUCGUCAGGGUUGGUGGCUGUUAUCGUGAUUGUUGUCAUUGUGCUGUUAGUGAUCAUGGCAGCCAUUGUUUACCUGAUCUUCAUCAGAAGAUGUGAUCCUACAGUCAGGCAACGUGUCUCCAUUGAUACAGGUGGUGCGGCGAUGUUUGUGGCCAGGCCUUCUGUUCUUGUAAGAGACGAGGAUGUGGUCUAUUCUCACGUCAAGCACAAAGAAUCAAGAGAUGCUGCAGUUUCCUCCAAUGAGAAACACACAGCCGAUGAUGUCACAUACUCCGAGGUCUUGAUUUUCCAUCAGCAGCCCACAUUAGAUGAAAUCUACGUCUAAGUAAAGACGAAGUUCUCCCUACUUGCAGAGAGCCUCCAGACCCUCCAUUCAUGCUCCUAUAUAUUGUGUUUAUACUACAGCUUCACAACAGGUGAUACAGAAAAAAAAGGAAACAUUGUUUUUUUUCCACCAAGUCCGUCUUUAGCGUAUUAAUGCAUUCUUGAAAAACAAGAGUCUACACUAUUGGUUCCGUGAGGCUCUACUUUGAGCUGAAUGGUCACGUCGGCAUGCUAAUAUGCUGACAAUGACAAUGCUAGCAUGUUGAUGUUUAGCAGGUGUGCCGUCUUUAUCGCAUUAGUUGAACAUUUCAGGCAUCCAACUGGCACUAAACACAAAAGUACUGCUGAGGUUUAUUGGGAAAAUUUGUACCAGACGAUGUUCUCAAAAAUGGAGAAAAAAUGUAAUUAAAUAAAUAAAAUGUUAUAUCAA
Cyclopterus lumpus (lumpfish) is the source of this 1574-nucleotide messenger RNA. Its product is annotated as nectin-4-like. Bases 405 to 1145 code for a protein of 246 amino acids. Gene Ontology annotation, cellular component: adherens junction. The record is from RefSeq and is a predicted model, not a curated record. Gene Ontology annotation, biological process: heterophilic cell-cell adhesion; homophilic cell-cell adhesion. The transcript is spliced from 7 exons. Lineage: Eukaryota; Metazoa; Chordata; Actinopteri; Perciformes; Cyclopteridae.